AUGGUUAGAAUGAAACAAACCGCAAAGAAGACACUAUCUCAGUCUUAUGGGAAACUGAAAAAGCUGUCUGCGAAAAGGCGGCUUCGUUUGAGUGGUAAGGUGAAACAAGAGGAAGUUUCGAAAAUCAAACAUCGCCGCUACAAAAUAGGGGCUCGAUCGUUACAGGAGAUUAGGUGGUUACAGCAAACAACCAAUCUGCUUAUUCCUAGAAGCAGUUUUCAGCGUGUUGUAAGGGAAGUGGUACAAAAUUUCACAGGGGACAAGGUUAAACUUCGGCUCCAAUCUUCAGCACUUUUGACACUACAAGAAGCAGCUGAGGUCUACAUGACUUGUUUAUUUGAAGACGCUAAUUUGGCGGCAAUUCACGCUAAACGUGUAACCAUCUUUCCGAGGGAUAUCCAGUUUGUGCACCGGAUUUGA
Molecule: messenger RNA, 420 nt
Organism: Enterobius vermicularis (human pinworm)
Lineage: Eukaryota; Metazoa; Nematoda; Chromadorea; Rhabditida; Oxyuridae
Source: the annotation of a GenBank genome assembly